Debaryomyces hansenii CBS767 is the source of this 708-nucleotide messenger RNA. RefSeq names its product exosome non-catalytic core subunit. The transcript has a single exon. Gene Ontology annotation, biological process: poly(A)-dependent snoRNA 3'-end processing; rRNA catabolic process; U4 snRNA 3'-end processing. The record is from RefSeq and is a predicted model, not a curated record. Gene Ontology annotation, cellular component: cytoplasmic exosome (RNase complex); nuclear exosome (RNase complex); nucleolus. Bases 1 to 708 code for a protein of 235 amino acids. Lineage: Eukaryota; Fungi; Ascomycota; Pichiomycetes; Serinales; Debaryomycetaceae.
AUGACUUUUGAAGUGAAUACUUCGGUUCUUAGUCGAGUAGAUGGGUCAGCCGAGUUGUCUGUAGGAACAACCAAAGUAAUAACAUCCGUAACAGGACCUAUAGAACCAAAAAUAAGACAAGAGUUACCUAAUUUGGCUAGUUUAGAAAUCAUAGUUAGGCCAUCGUUAGGCGUCUCAACUACAAGAGAAAAGGCAUUGGAAGACAAGUUGAGAUCAAUCUUACAAUCAAUAAUUAUAAGGUAUAAAUAUCCAAGACAAUUAAUUCAAAUAGUGGUGCAAUUUUUGAUAACAGAAAAUAAUAUUAACGAUAACGGUUCCAAUCAACAUAAUAAAGAUUUCACUCUGACUGAGCUUAAUGCAGCUAUAAAUUGUUGUUAUUUUGCCUUGAUAGAUGCUAAUAUAGCGUUAUAUAAUUCAUUUUCGUCGACAUCAAUAUGCAUACCAUUGGAUACAAAGAAAGAGAAUUAUAUUUUCAAUCCUAAUAUGAACGACUUGAUUGUGUCCGAGUCACACCAUGUCAUAUGUUUUUCGAUUAAAGACAGUAAGGCAGCGAACUUGUUGUUAUUAGAAUCGCAUGGUAAGUUUUCAGAAGAUCAACUACUUCUCGCUAUUAGAAAAGCAGGUGAUGAAUGUGAGUCGAUUCAUAAUACGUACCAAAGAAAAUGUAUUGCAAAUAAGGUGGAGAAUGAUUUUAUUUGGAAGUCAUAA